GUGAUGUCGUCUCCGGCGGUGUUGACGCUGCGGAGUUGAACCGUUAACUGAACAAGAUCAACGAGAGAAAAACCGUCGGUGGUUUGGUUUGUGACCGGAUUCACGAUGGAGCGACAUCGGAAACGGACGGACGUGAUUUUAAAACCCGAGACGAAGCUUCGAGAAGUUUCUUUACCUACAGAUGUCCGACAAGUGAUCGUUGGUGAAGAGCAGCAGCAGUGGAGCCCCAGUGUGAAGCAGGAGGAGCCAGAGCCCCCCCGCAUUAAAGAGGAACAGGUGGAACUGUGGACCAAUCAGGAGGAGGCUGAUGUCACCAAGUUCACUGUGAAGAGUGAAGAAGAUGAAGAAAAACCUCAGACUGAGGAGAAAAGAGAGGACUGUGGAGGAACAGGUCCUGGUGGACUUUUAGAACCAGGUCCUGAGGACCAGACUGAAGACUCAUCUGAACCUGAGACUGACGGUUGUGAAGAAGACUUGACAGAGACCAGAGAACCUAAAUUUGGUUCAAACUCAAAUAGCAAACUUUCUGUGAGUGGUAUGAGAUGUAAAACUGGCAAAAAAACAUUUAACUGCUCUGACUGCGAUAAAAGAUUUUGGCAAAAGGGAGACCUGCAGCAACAUGUGAGAAUCCAUAGAGGAGAGAAACCAUUCAGCUGCUCUGAGUGUGUUCAAAUAUUUAGACAAAAGAUACAGCUGAAGACUCACAUGACGAUUCAUAGAGGAGAGAAACCAUUUAGUUGCUCUGACUGUGGUAAAGGAUUUAGCCAAAAGGGAGUUCUGCUGAGACACAAGAGGAUUCAUACAGGAGUGAACACAUUCAACUGCUCUAACUGUGGUAAAAUCUUCAGGCGAAAGGGCGACCUGCUGAGACAUAUGAGGAUUCACACAGGAGAGAAACCAUUCAGCUGCUCCGAGUGUGGUAAAAGAUUUAGCCAAAAUGGAGACCUGCUGAGACAUGAGAGGAUUCAUACAGGAGAGAAACCAUUCAUCUGUUCUCAGUGUGGUGAAACGUUUAGGCUAAAGGGAAACCUGCGGAAUCAUAUAAGGAGUCAUACGGGUGAAAAACCAUUCAGUUGCCCAUUGUGUGAUAAAAGAUUUAGUCGGAGGGCCAGUGUUCGGCUACACAUGAAAAUCCAUACAGGAGAAAAAACAUUUAGCUGCUCCCAGUGUGAUAAAAGAUUCAGUAAAAAUGGAGACCUGCAGAGACAUGUGAGGAUUCAUACGGGAGAGAAACCAUAUAGUUGCUCUGAGUGUGGUAAACGUUAUAGUCAAAAGGCUCAUCUGAAGACACACGAGAGGAGUCACACCGGAGAGAAACCGUUCGACUGCUCAGACUGCGGUCAGACAUUUACCAUAAAGACUCAAAUGAAAGCACACAUGAAAAUUCAUACAGGUGAGAAACAAUUCAUUUGCCCAUUGUGUGAUGCAAGAUUUAGUCAAAGGGCCAGUCUGCAUGUACAUGUGAAGCUUCACAAAGGAGAGAAACCAUUCAGCUGCUCUGACUGCGGCAAAAGGUUUGGCAAAAACGGCGACCUACAGAGACACGAGCGGAGCCACUCAGGAGAGAAACCAUACCGUUGCUCUGAGUGUGGUAAGUGUUACAAUCAAAAGGCUCACCUGAAGACACACGAGAGAAGUCACACCGGAGAGAAACCAUUCGACUGCUCCGAGUGUGGUCAGACAUUUACCCUGAAGGCACAAAUGAAGGCGCAUGAGAAAGUUCACACAGGAGAGAGACCAUUCAUCUGCUCAUUGUGUGGUACCAGAUUUAGUCGUAGGGCCAGUCUGCGGCUUCAUGUGAAAAUUCACACAGGAGAGAAACCAUUUACUUGCUCUGACUGUGGCAAAAGAUUUAGUAAAAACGGUGACCUACAUAGACAUUUUAGGAUUCAUACGGGAGAGAAACCGUUCAGCUGCUCUGAGUGUGGUAAACGUUACAGUCAAAAGGCUCACCUGAAGACUCACGUGAGGAGUCACACCAGGGAGGAACCGUGUGUCUCCUCUGAGAUCAGUCAGACAUUUAACCUGAGGGCACAAAUAAAAACACGUGAUAAUAAUCAGGCAGGUGAGAGACCGUUCAGCUGCUCGGUCUGUGAUAAAAGAUUCGGCCAAAAGUCACAUCUGCAGGGACACAUGACGCUUCAUGUUGGAGAGAGACCAUUUAGGUGCUCUAAGUGUGGUGACAGGUUCUGCUUUAAGGGCGAUCUGCAGAGACACGUGGCGGCUCACAGAGAAGACAAACCAUUCAUUUGCACCGGUUGUGGUAAAUGUUUUCGGCGAAAAGACUGUCUGCAGAUACAUUCAUCGAUUCACAGUGGCGAGAAACCGUUCAGGUGCUCCGAGUGUGGUAAAAGAUUUAGGCUAAAGGUUCACCUGCAGGUACAUGGGAGGAUUCACACUGGAGAGAAACCGUUUGGCUGCGGCAUUUGCGGCAAAAGAUUUGGCCGGAAGACGUAUCUGCAGGGACACCUGAGGAUGCACACGGGAGAGAAACCGUUCAGCUGCGGAGAUUGCGACAAAACAUUUACCUGGAACUAUCAGCUGAAAAGGCAUCGAUGUGUCGGUGAGUCGUCACGGCCUCUUCAUCAGAGUCAGACUGAGGAAGAGGAGGAGCAGAUCUAAACUUUCAGCCUCAGACCAGACGGUGAAGCCAAUGGUGACAAGUGAGACGAGACCAGAGAAUCUCAGCCAGGUUCAAACUCAAAGAAAUUAAUUCUCAGGACAUUUUCGCACCUGAAGGUUCUGAACCAGUGCUGGUGAUUCUGUCUCAUUGUAACAUUUGAUCCGGUUAGUUCUGGUUUCAAAGCAUCUAAGAACUUUACAUGACAAACCUGCGUCCUGUCCUCAUCACCUAGGUGGGCUGCGUUUCCCUGAUACUUGACUCUGAUUGGUUUGUAGACGGGCGUCUGUCGUCCUCUCAGAUCCUCUCUCUCAUCCUCUCAGAAAAUAAAUUAUACAUUUCUGCAUUUUAAUAUUAUGUGUUUUUUCAAGUUUACUUUUUAAUGGUUUCGUCUACUCCUCUCCUUCAGGUGCUAGCGCUGCUCAUUUUUACUUUUCUUUCCGGUUCUUUUUCUUCUUCUAUGAUAACUACUGUAGCUCGCGGCCUCAACUUCCUGUCAUUGGUCCGAAAGUCCAUCAAUAGUUUUCAUUCUGCUAACGAACCUGAACCUUGGCUCAGUAUGGUCUAAGAAAACUUUCACACCUGCAAAAAGGCCGACGAUAGAUGAGAAGUUUCUCCUCAUCUACUGAAGUGAUGCUGCAGUUAAGAAACGUAAAAUCUCUGUGAUAUUGAUGUUUUACUAAUUAUUCAGUGUUUAGGAUGAAAUAUAAAUGUGUAAAGAAAGUAGGCUGUUUAAAAUGAUUGAUGGAUGAAUAAAUGGUGAGUGAGACUGUAUAUUAUGUUUACAGUAGAUCAUGGGUCCAGCUGUGGAGACCGUGCUUUGGUUGUCUUGUUUCAUAUCUUAAUAAACCAAAAAUGAAGUUCAAAUUA
Molecule: messenger RNA, 3490 nt
Organism: Scophthalmus maximus (turbot)
Lineage: Eukaryota; Metazoa; Chordata; Actinopteri; Pleuronectiformes; Scophthalmidae
Product: oocyte zinc finger protein XlCOF6-like
Exons: 2
Coding region: 106-2622 (838 amino acids)
Source: RefSeq, a predicted model, not a curated record